UUGGCGGCUUAGGCGUGAUGGGGCGUGAGGCGGCUGCUUUAGGAAGACGUUGGGUGCAUGCUUUUGUCUAGGAGCACGGGGAGACGGUCUCCGCAACUCCAGGGCCAGCUGCAGGUUGAGGAAGGAAGCUCAGACAGUCGGCACCCGGAGGAAGAAAAAGGUCUGCGGACGGGCGAGAGCAAGAAUCGGGAAUGCAGGAUGGCGGCGGCGAGGAAGGAAGGGCUUGCAGCGAGUGAAGCCAUGUCCCUGGAGGGAGAUGAGUGGGAGCUGAGUAAAGAGAACGUGCAACCCUUACGGCAUGGCCGGAUCAUGUCCACGCUUCAGGGAGCUUUGGCACAGCAGGAAUCAGCCUGUAACACUACCCUUCAGCAACAGAAACGGGCAUUUGAAUCUGAAAUUCGCUUUUACUCUGGAAAUGACCCUCUGGAUGUUUGGGACAGGUAUAUUACCUGGACAGAGCAGAGCUAUCCUCAAGGCGGGAAAGAGAGUAACAUGUCAACGUUACUGGAAAGAGCCAUAGAAGCACUACAAGGAGAGAAGCGUUACUACAGCGACCCCCGCUUUCUCAGUCUCUGGCUCAAAUUGGGACAUCUGUGCAACGAGCCCUUGGAUUUGUACAGCUAUUUACACAGCCAGGGGAUUGGCGUCUCUCUUGCCCAGUUCUACAUUUCAUGGGCAGAAGAAUACGAAGCUAGAGAAAACUUCAAGAGAGCAGACGCCGUGUUCCAGGAAGGGAUUGAACGCAAGGCUGAGCCCCUGGAGAGACUGCAGUCCCAGCACAGACAAUUCCAGGCUCGAGUAUCCCGACUAGCUCUCUUGGCACUUGAGAAGGAGGAGGAGGAGGAGGUCCUGGGGUCUUCUGUACCACAGAGAAGCACGCUUGCUGAGCUGAAGAGCCGAGGGAAGAAGACGGCCAAGGCGCCCAUCAGCCGUGUGGGAGGCGCUCUGAAGGCUCUGGGUCAGAGCAGAGGAUUCCAAAAUACAAUUCCUCAGCAGAUGCACAGUAAUCGCAGGAUCACUGUUUUUGAUGAAAAUGCUGAUAACACUUCGAGGGCAGAGUUACCUAAGCCUGUCGUCCAACCCUGGAUGGCACCCCCUAUCUCUAAGGCCAAAGAGAAUGAGCUGCAGCCGGGCCCGUGGAACGCGGACGGACCCUUGGAUUAUAGGCCUCAUGGCAGUUCAGCAGCCUCUGUACUAGCUGUACCCCCUUCGCUUCCCAGCUUUACGCCCUAUGUGGAAGAGAGCGCCCAGCAGUCAGUCAUGACACCAUGUAAAAUUGAACCUAGUAUCAACCACAUUCUCAGCACCAGAAAGCCUGGGAAGGAAGAAGGAGACCCCUUGCAAAGGGUUCAGAGUCAUCAGCAAGGGUCUGAGGAGAGGAAGGAGAAGAUGAUGUACUGUAAGGAAAAGAUUUAUGCUGGAGUCGAGGAGUUCUCCUUCGAAGAGAUCAGAGCUGAAGUGUUCCGGAAGAAACUGAAGGAGCGAAGGGAAGCUGAACUGCUGACCAGUGCAGAAAAGAGGGCAGAAAUGCAGAAACAGAUUGAGGAGAUGGAGAGAAAGCUGAAGGAAAUCCAGACUAUUCAACAAGAAAGAGCCGGUGACCAGCAGCAAGAAGAGAAGGUGCCUACAGAGGAGACCGCCAGACUGCAGAUUCCUUCGGAGCCCCAGGAAAGACUGGCAACAUCUCUGUCCCGUUCUGUCUGUCCACCAAGCUCUCACCCCAGGGAAACUUCACCAGCUAAAAACAUUUUGCAAGAACAGCCUGUCUCUAAAGGUCCCAGCAUGCCUUUCUCCAUUUUUGAUGAGUUUCUUUCGGACGACAAGGACAAAAGUCUGGCUACAGAUCCUCCACAGGUUCCCAAAACCCAGCGAAGACCCCUUGCUGUUCUCAAAACCACGGAAAUCAUUGCCUCAAAUGAGGAGAUAUCUCCCGAUGUUUGUGAUGAACUCACAGGGAUUGAACCUUUGAGUGAAGAUGCCAUCAUCACAGGUUUCAGUAACGCGACCAUUUGUCCCAACCCCGAGGACACUUGUGACUUUGCUAGAGCAGCUCGUUUUGUGUCUACUCCUUUCCCUGAGAUACUGUCCUUGAAGGGGGUUCCUUCCGGUCCUGAGAGACUGUUGCAGGAAGAGGAUCUUGAUGGGAAGACCACCGAGGGCUGUCUCACUGCACAGACCACUCUCUAUAACCAGACCCUCAGCGUGAAGAAGCUGAGCCCGAUUAUUGAAGACAGUCGUGAAGCCACACACUCAUCCGGCUUCUCUGGAUCCUCCGCUUCAGUUACGAGUACCUCCUCCAUCAAAGGCCUUCAGCUUCCCGAGAAGCUGGAGCUGACUAAUGACACCACAGAAAAUGCUAUUCAGUCACCCUGGUGCUCACAAUAUCGGCUACAACUGCUGAAGUCCCUACCAGAGUCAAGUGAUUCUGCAGAGUUUUCUGUGGAAGAUAGACCAAUGCCGACCCUGGAGAUAGGGGAGGAGAUUGAGUUAGGUGACGAAGACUACUGCAUUAAACAGGAAUACCUAGUAUGUGAAGAGUACAAGUUAUUCUGGGCGAAAUCUAGAAACUCGGCAGAGUUAACCAUGAUAAAGGCCUCUGUUCAACCUAUCCCCUGGGAUUUUUACAUCAGCCUCAAGUUAAAGGACCGUCUAAACGAGGACUCUGACCAGCUGUGCAGCUACUAUCAGUACCAAGACGGGCAUAUCGUCUCCUACCAGUAUGUCAAGUGUUGCACCCUUCAGGAUCUUCUCCAACACAGUGAAUCUGUGUCUCAUGAAGUAAUAGUCUUGAUUAUUUAUAACCUCUUGACAAUAGUGGAGAAGCUCCACAAAGCUGAAAUAGUUCAUGGAGACCUGAGUCCAAGGAGUCUGAUCCUAAGAAACAGAAUCCACGACCCCUAUGAUUGCAAUCAGAAGGAUCAUGCUGUGAAGAUCGUGGACUUCUCCUGCAGUGUUGACCUGAGGGUACAGCUAGAUGCUUUUUCCUUCAGUGGCUUUCGGACUAUACAGACCCUGGAAGGACAAAAGAUCCUGGAGAACUGUUCUUCUCCCUACCAGGUAGAUCUGUUGGGUAUAGCAGACCUAGCACACUUAUUGUUGUUCAAGGAACACCUGCAUGUCUUCUGGGAUGGGCUCCUCUGGAGACUCAGCCAAACUACUUCUGAGCUAAAGAACGGUGAAUUAUGGAAUAAAUUCUUUGUGCGGAUUCUGAAUGCCACCAAUGAGUCCACAGUAUCGGUUCUGAGGGAACUUGCAGCGGAAGUGAACGGGGUUUUUGACACCACAUUCCACAGUCACCUGGACAAAGCCUUGUGGAAGAAGGAAGUGAGGACUGCCGAGGGGCUAGAAGACGGUUUGGCUUGACUUGAGGAAGCAGGAGUCAGAACAUAGAGGACUCUGAAAUGCGGACUGAUCGGGAAGAGAGGAAGUCUGAAGAGACCCCGGCCGGCCCCAGAGAGGAGCACAAGCUGUCCUUGGCCUUGAGGGCUUGUUCUUUUAGUAAGGGUAAUGAAGAUCAUCUAGUUGUUUGUUUCAUAUUAAAACAUCAGAGUUAUCUAAUGUUCCUCCAUCUAGCACCUGAUUUCCCCAUAGUUGUCACUGUUAUUGCUCUAAGAAUGUCUGUAAUCAAGCCCCUCUCCUCUGCUCUCCUUAGUCCUCAGCUUCCUACAUUGACCCAGGAAAUUUAGAGCCUUUAACAUAAACUUCCACUAGGAAUUCUUCAGCAGGCUAGGCAGCCAAGCUGCUGUAUGGAUGAGCCUUUGUUUCCAAAAGUACAAGUAAUUCGUUUCCAGCUCUGUGGGUGACUGUUUACUUCCUCCAUCAGGCGUCUUCUAAAUCCCCUCUGCUCUGCGCCGUCCUCGCUGACCUCCUUAUGCAGAGUAGCAUCCCGUAGGUUCACUGUCACUUCCUGCUCCUGGGCCCUGUGUACUUUUCAUUGCACCUUUCACCAGCUUGUGCACACAGAAGUGAUCCUCGUGUGUUCUUGUGUAUACCAACUCCUUUUCCAUAUCCCUCUACUAUAAUUUAAACUCUUUAAGACAGGAAUUGACUUUAGUUCUCAACUCCAAUACCUAGAAUAGUAUCUAAAUAAAUAAAACCUUUUACCAAAGUUUGAAAAACGAAGAAAAACAGAACAGAGACAGGAAAUGAACAUCCUAUUAAGACAUAUAAAUGAGAACUUCAACGUCCACUAAUGAAAUACAUUGAAACUAUAUCAUCAUUUACAAGAAUGAAAAUUGUGUCGGUGAGGGGCUGGAGACAUGACUCAGAGGUUAAGAGUACUUGUUGCUCUUCCAGAAGUACUAGGUUUGGUCCCAGGGCCCACAUGGUGGCUCACAACCAUCUGUUACUCCAGUUCCAGGGGAUCCGGCACCCUCUUUUGACCUCUGAGGGCACCAGGCACACGUGUGGUGUGCAUAUAUCCAUGCAGGCACAACACUCAUAAAGCCUGAUAUGUAUAUUUUAAACAUGUAGAUUAUAUAUUAAAGAAAAAUACACUGGUGAGAUCAGGAAGCAACCACUCACUAGCAGGUUCAUUCUUCGAAGCCAGUUUGGCAGUCUUUUCUACAAUUAAAUAUUCUCUAGCUGAGAAGCUUCUCUUAAGAAUGUAUAUUACCCAGACAUUGCUAUGGUGUGCUCACACUGCCUGCCUUGCUUCAAGACUCAUCGUCCCCAGUGGGGUGACCCAAGUGACACCCAGACAUCUUAGAGAUGAUAGGACCUGAGGCAAGCAGUCACUUCUAGCUUGUGUUUUAAAAACAGUUAAGGUGGGGCUGGAGAGAUGGCUCAGUGGUUAAGAGCACUGAUUGCUCUUCCAGAGGACCCAGGUUCAAUUCCCACCACCCACAUGGCAGUUCACACCCAUGGCAAAACACCAAUCCACAUAAAAACAACAAUUUAAAAAACUUGUUUGGCCGGGUGGUGGCGGCAGCGCAUGCCUUUAAUCCAGCACUCCGGAGGCAGAGGCAGGUAGAUCUCUGAGUUCAAGGCCAGCCUGGUCUACAGAGCCAGUUCUGGGACAGCCAGUAUCCUGCCUCAGAAAUAAAUAAAUGCCUGAGAAAUUUAGGAAGUUUUAUCUUUUUUGUUUGUUUAUUCUUAAAGAUUUGUUUCUUUUAUGUUUAUGGGCAUUUUGCCCGCUAGUCAUUCGCUGCCAUGUGGGUGCCAGGAAUCAAACCCAGGUCCUCAUUUUUACUUACUUUUUUAAAGAUUUAUUUAUUUUCUGUGUUUGAGUGUUUUGCCUGCAUGUCUGUGCACUGCAUGCAUUCCUGGUGCCCAUGGAAGUCAGAAGAAGGUCUUGGAUCCCCUGGAACUGGAGUUAAUGGAUGGUGUGAGCCACUAUGUGGGUGGGUGCUGGAAACGCAGGUUCUCUGCAAGAGCAGCAAGUGUUCUUAACCUCUGAGCCAGCCCUCGGUUCUUCAUUUUAAAAUCGUUAAAGAGAAUGUAGCUGAACUUGUACUUGUAGUAUGCUGAAAAUUCAUUUGAGUCUAAAUGCCUUGUGAUCUGUUAGAUACACGCUUCUAAAACCACCGUUUCUGUCACUAUUACGCUUUGUUUUGUCUGUAAACAAGGGAUUGAAUGACGCACAGUCCGGCUUUUUAAAAAUAAAAAAUUUAGGUGGGGCGAAGGCGCUUACUCCAGGCUUAACAGCCGGAGUUUGAUCCCUGGAACCCACAUAGUGGAAGAAGAGGACCAGCUCCUGAAGGUUGUUCUCUGACCUCCACACCUGUGCAAAUGCCAUGUGCAUAUGUGCAUGAGUGUGUUCAUAGAGGUGGUUCAGCACGUGCAAGGCCUGGCCACUGAGCCUGAGGACUUGAGGUAGAUCCUUGGGCCCCGUGGUGGAAGGAAGAACCACCUCUUGCAAGUUGUCUUUGUGGACAACACACACACAAAUAAAUAAAACUAUGAAUUUAAAAAGACUGCUUCUGAAUAAGAUCUUGAGUUGUCACACGCUGAUUCUGUCGGUAAUGAAAGGAUGGUUGAUAAGCGUGAGGUGAACAUCGGCAAAUGGGCUGUUUCCCCACCAAACCAUCGGCUUCUGCCGUUGCUCCUGGGAGGCCCUGUGUCAGCCUCUCCCUGACACUGAGGUUGUCCAGACCGCUAGAUUGCAAACCCCUUGUGAGCAAGGGGCUUUGUGUCUGCUGCCCUGCAUCCAGCAACAUCUAUAAUUCUCAAAGGUGAAAAUACUGGGAGGGAGUGGCUACAGAUUCAGAGACCGAUCAUAUUGGUUCUGAGGUUAGUGUCUGUCCUUAGCUCUUGAUCUCACUGUAGUGUGCCAUUUUAUUCUGCUUUGACAUGCUAACUGACUAUUAAAUUCACACUGUGAUAUAUUUCACUGUCUAGGUUAUACCUUCAAAUUAAAGUCAGGCCAGGUGUGGUGUGCAGGCCUGUAAUACAGAGACUGAGCAGGACCUCGAGGUUGAGGUCAGCCUGGGCUACUUAUAGAGAC
Peromyscus californicus insignis is the source of this 6445-nucleotide messenger RNA. RefSeq names its product BUB1 mitotic checkpoint serine/threonine kinase B (gene Bub1b). The record is from RefSeq and is a predicted model, not a curated record. Gene Ontology annotation, biological process: protein phosphorylation; meiotic sister chromatid cohesion, centromeric; mitotic spindle assembly checkpoint signaling. Gene Ontology annotation, molecular function: protein kinase activity; ATP binding. The transcript is spliced from 24 exons. Bases 58 to 3363 code for a protein of 1101 amino acids. Lineage: Eukaryota; Metazoa; Chordata; Mammalia; Rodentia; Cricetidae.